UUAAAUAAUAUUUCAACAUAUUCAGUAUAAAACUAUGAACUAUUUAAAUUUUCUUUUUAUAAAGUGGUGUCCUAUUUAUUUUUUCAACAUAUGAGCAUAAAAAAUUAUAUAUUACAUUACUAUCUUUCGUCGGAACAAAUUGUUCCUGUGAGAAAUUAAUAAAAUCGUGCGAAGGAUAUUGUCUAUAAUAUUUACAUUCUUAGAUAAUAUAAGUGAUAAGCAAUAACUCUUAUUUUGUACAAGAAAUUUUAUUAAAAUAGUUUACUUUUCUAUCUAAGAGAUAAUAAAUAUAUCGGAUAAAGUAUAUAUAUUAUGUGUAUAUAUGUAUGUGUAUAUAUAUACACAUACAUGUACAUAUCAUAUAUACUUUUAAAUAAAGGUCAUUAAUGUGCAGUAUGAAUUAGGAUAUAUAACGAUUUUCCAAUAAUAAAGAAAAAAGCAUAUAUUUGUUUAAGGAUUCUACAAUUUUUCUGAAUAAAGGUAAAAGAAAAUGAUGGAUUGCCACAAGUUGUUUGUAUACGAUGUUUGGGCACACUGGAAUUUCUAUGCGAUUUUUACGAGCGUUGUCAUCUUACGCAAAAGGAUUUUUAAAAACUAGCCAAAAUCAAAAUAUAAUAAAUGAGAAGUUAUUGCAAGAUUCUACUAAUGAUACAGAAUCAGAUAAAGAAAACAAUGUUCCAUUUAUAAGUGAAACUAAAUGGAAAGCAAAAAUUUUAUCAUCUGAUAAUUCAAAAAAAUUAAAAAAUUAUCUGUCUGAAAAUAAUACAUCAUACAGGAUCAAAAAUAAAGAGGAAAGCGAUAAUCAUGUAGAUAAUAAUAUUUCUAUUGAUAAUGUUCAUUUGAUUACACAAACACAAUUAAGCAAUGUAAUUUCUAAAAACCAAUCUAUAAUAAAAAAUAUAAUUUCACAUGAAAAUAUAUCAAAAGAUGAUCAACAUAAUGCUACUAAUUUAAAAGAGAAUAUGUAUAAUUUAAAAGAAAAUAUUGUGGAAAAAACUAUAAAUUGCAUAACAAGAUCAACAAAUGAUUUAAAUACAUCUCAAAUAAAUGAAACAAAUGUUAAUAUAAAUUUAGAUCAACCUAUACGACGUAAAAGAGGGCGAAAAAGUAAAUUAGAAAAAAUGAGAGAAGUAAAUUUAACAACAAACUAUAAAAAGAAGAUUCAAAAUCAUCUAAGUGACAAAAAAAGAGAUAAUGUUAAUAAUGAAUACAAAAGAUAUUGUUUGCGUGCUAUUUGUACCACUACUAAAUCUGAUAGUGUAAAUAAUAAUGCUACAAUCAUAUCUAAAUCACAAAUUAAACAAACAGAAACUGAAAAGGUGCCAAUAAAUACAUCAAUGAAUGCAAAUUAUACCAAAGGUAAUAAAGCUGAUACAAUCAUUAAUAAACUAACUGUAAUUGAAUCUGAUAAUAAAAAUUCUAUAAGAUCUAAUAAUUUGAAAGAUGCAGAAAAGAAUUCUGAAAAAAAUAAAACGAUAUCGAUUAUUGUGAAACAAGAGAAAGGAGAAACAGAAACUUCUUCUAAACAAUUGAAUCAACUAAUUCUUAAUCAAAUACAAAGUCAAAAGUCAAAAGUAGAUCAAGAAAAAACAGAUUUAUGCGUAUUAAUGGAAAAAACUGAAAAUAUAGAAACGAAUUUAAUAGCAGAAGAAAGUAUUAUUAAAUAUCCUGAUAUAAAAAUUUCUUCUGAUUAUAAUAAUCAACAAUCAAAAAUAUUCACAGAACAAAAUCGAGUGACUGUUAUAAAGUCUUCACAAUCUAAUGAUGUAACAAAUUUAAAAAUAAUGCAAGAAGAUUCUACAAAAUUAAACAAUAGAAUUGAUAUAACAGAUCAAAAUACUAAAACUGAAUUAGAAUAUAAUCUUAAUGAAUGCUCAUUGCAACAAUUAAGUCAAAAUAGUUUUAAUAAAAAUCAGAGUAAAAAUAGAUCAUUUGGCAAAAUUUCCGAAUUGAUAAGUGACGAACAAAAACGAACUAUUGAAAGUUAUUAUACAGUAGAUAUGUCGAUUGUGAACUCAGAAGAAGUACAAAAAAAUAUAACAAUAAUUAAUAAAAAAACAUACGUUGCAAUAUUUGUGGUACUUUUUAUCUUAGGAUGGAUAAAUGUCAGGUACAUAUUUGGGGACAUUUACAAAUGAAACCUUAUCAAUGUAAAGCUUGUGAUUUUGCCACGGUUACUGUUAGUAAUGUUCGUUGCCAUAUCAGAAAAAGUCAUUUAAAGAUUAAGCCAUUCGCGUGCCAUCUUUGUGAAAAGCGAUAUGUAACUGCCAUUUUAUUAGAAGAACAUAU
Messenger RNA from Apis florea (little honeybee), 2289 nucleotides. RefSeq lists its product as uncharacterized. Gene Ontology annotation, molecular function: zinc ion binding; DNA-binding transcription factor activity, RNA polymerase II-specific; RNA polymerase II cis-regulatory region sequence-specific DNA binding. NCBI's taxonomy places the organism in Eukaryota, Metazoa, Arthropoda, Insecta, Hymenoptera, Apidae. Gene Ontology annotation, biological process: regulation of DNA-templated transcription. The record is from RefSeq and is a predicted model, not a curated record. Gene Ontology annotation, cellular component: nucleus.